Messenger RNA from Lytechinus variegatus (green sea urchin), 2794 nucleotides. RefSeq lists its product as uncharacterized. The transcript has 15 exons. Lineage: Eukaryota; Metazoa; Echinodermata; Echinoidea; Temnopleuroida; Toxopneustidae. The coding region runs from base 261 to 2030 and encodes 589 amino acids. The record is from RefSeq and is a predicted model, not a curated record.
UCUUCUUAGUAAGGAAAGCAUCCAUUUGGUUACCAAAAACGUGAUAUUUCCAAGAAUAUCAUCACACAUCUACUUGAGUAUAUACGAUUCUUACUGCCUUAACUCCGGAUUCAUAGUCAAAUUAUUUUGUUGAAAACUAGACACUGCAACUUUCGGUUUCAGAAUACAGUUGUCAGUACAAAUAAAAUCUUGGCUGAGUAACAAGACUCUGCCAUCAUAUGACUAAGAACCUUUCGAAUUUGACGUAAUACAGCAAAAGUAUGAGGAGAUCGGUGUAUGCAUUAAGAACAAGCAUUAACCAUGCUUCAGUGAAUAGAAUGUUAUCGAAAGAUGCGGUUGAGGCAGUGAAACCCAAACGAAGGAUAUUCAGGAAGAUGAUUGUGGGCGUGACAGGGUUGUCUGCUGUAGCUGCGGGCGUCACUUAUGCUACCAUGGAUAGCGCUGCUCGGAGAAGAGCGUACGUCACUGCUGAAGGAUUUCUGAGAUUUUUCAGAACAUUUUACAUUGGAACCAGAAUCUCGUUGGAUUAUAAAUGGAGUUUAUGGAGACUAGAAGAUGGUAGCCAAGAAUAUAAAGAAGCCUUUAGAGCUUGUAACAGAAGAACGGGAGAUCUAUUAUUGAAGGGUUGUUUGAAGAACGGUGGUCUCUACAUCAAGCUGGGUCAGUACAUGGUGACUGCUAAUUACAUCCUACCUAAGGAAAUACUUCAGAAGCUGGCAACACUUCAGGAUAAAGCUCUCACAAGGGAAUAUAAGGAGCUUGAUAGAUUGUUCAAGGAAGAGUUUGGGAAGACCCCUGAUGAGCUGUAUGCAGAGUUUGAUCCAGAGCCUAUAGCAGCGGCCAGCCUAGCCCAGGUACAUAGAGCUAAGACUCAUGAAGGAGAUGAUGUAGCUGUCAAGGUACAGUACAUUAACCUGAGGGAUCAGUAUCCUGGUGACCUUCGAACCCUAGAGAUUAUUCUGGAUAUAAUCCACUGGAUGCACCCAAAGUCUUUGAAUUUCAAGGAUAUAUUAAUGGAUCUAGAAGAGCCUUUGGCCAAGGAACUGGAUUUUGAAAAUGAAGGCAGGAAUUCGGAACUCUGUUCUAAGCAGCUGAAACACCUUGACUAUGUCUAUGUACCAAAGGUCUACUGGAAUCUUACUAAUAAGAGGAUCUUAACAAUGGAAUUUGUGAACGGACAUAAAGUCUCAGAAAAAGAGAAAUUACAAGAAGAUGGUUUCAGUCUUGCAGAGGUUGAUGAAAAGCUAAUCAAGGUAUUUGGAGAGCAGAUUUUCCAUACUGGAUUCGUCCAUGCAGAUCCCCAUCCAGGAAAUGUACUUGUCCGCAAGAAUAAGAAAGGAAAGGCUGAACUGGUAGUCCUGGACCACGGCUUAUAUGAAGAAGUUACACCUAAGAUCCGUAUUGCCUUCGGCCAGUAUUGGAGAGCCAUCAUUUUGAAGAAUGAACAAGCCAUGAUUCAACAUGCUAAUGAGUUAGGCAUUGAAGAAUACCUGUUAUUUGCCAUGAUGCUGAUUCAACGACCCCUCAACAUGAAAGCCAAGCGAGGUAGUCACCUGACCUUCAAUCUGUCCAAUGAGGAGCUCCGUAAGCUUCAGCGUGAGAUCAGGAAUGAGAUGCACAAUCUUGAAGAUAAGAUGGAAGAGUUUCAGGAGAGAAUGAAUGAAUUCAUGGAAAGCUUCCCUAAUUGUCUCUAUCUCAUAUUUAGGAAUAUGAACACAGUGAGAUACAUUGACAGAGCUUUGGGCACUCCUGUGGACUAUCUACUCACUAUGGGAAGAUGUGCUGCAGGCGGCUCUGUAUUCCUACCUCAGGACAGAUCUUUAAAGGGUCGUCUACAUGCUUUCUGGCAGCGUUUUGUCUAUGACUUCACUCUCAGGUCGGAUCAACUAAUCCAUAGGGUUAGCAUGGCUUUCUUCUCCCUCAUGGUCAGAUUAGGAUGGGUGUCUUUCAAACCCCCUGGUAAAAGUACAAAUGCUGGUGAUAUCUUUGGCAGUCUGAUGCCACCUAGGGCCAAACCAUCGACUUCAUAAUAAAUCAACACCAAUCUGACCGACUGUUCAACUCAACUGGCAUUUGCUCAAGGAUGUUGGCUACCUUCCUGUGAAUGUGUUUGAUUAAGGUUGGACAGAUAAAAAGUGAAGUCUUCCAGAGUUGACAUUCCAUUAAGCCUUGCUCGCACCUUUGCAUUUUGGGCUUGCAUUCAGCUGUGCAUUGCCUGAACACAAACAAAUGCAAACGCAAUAAAACGAACAAAUAUGAGGUCAAUACGCAUUCUUACGCAGCGGCCUUGCAUUCUAGCUUGGUAGUUUGAAAUUUUUCGAAGAGCCACUACCAUACGCAGCCAAAACUUAUUUUAGCAAAUAUAUGAGUGGCAACGAGCAAAUGCAAUCAAGGAUGCACAAGAAUGAACUACAGAAAGCGGCUCACGUAGACAUUAAUGCAAUGUUAGUGUUCGAUUUACUUGAAAUAUCCUUGCUUUUACUCUGUGUGCAACUUUGCAUGAGAUCCGACAAGUUCAUAAGCAAAAGUGUGAUUGCAACCAAAUAUUUUGCUGGGAAUAUGCUGCGUUAGGUUGCAUAUUGCUUUUUCAGGCUAACGCAGCGAUAUGCAGCUUCAAGCACAGAGGUGUGAGUCAGACUUCAGUCGAAUGAGCGACCAUUAGAGUUUUUCAUACAAAUUUCUCUAUUCCCAACAGGUUGGGAUUCACCAGGGGCUUGAUGCGUAAAACUUAUUAUAAACCUCCCUUGAAGAUGCCAAAGAACCCUUUUCUUUGAUUUGUCAAAUGUGGGGUCAU